GAAAAAUAAAAAAGCGAGGAUUUGUACGCCAGGCAUCGUUUGAGAUGCGUCACGGCCAGAACAAGCAGCUGUGCUUCGGCACCGGGGAGUCUUUCUGCGGACGAGCUGGUCUAUGAGAACCGCAGCUGAUCUGCAUGGAUGAGCUGACCGAUCCGGACCCCUGGAUGUGUUAUAGUUUCCCAGAGACGUAACCGAAAAAUCCUGCAGCCAUGUCUGUCUCGACGGUUUUGGCAAAGGCUCUGUUUGACAACACAGCCGAAAGCCCAGAGGAGCUGGCUUUCCGGAAAGGCGACAUCCUGAUGGUUCUCAAACAGGAGCAGACCGGUGGUCCGGGCUGGUGGCUGUGCUCCCUGCAYGGCAGACAGGGCAUCGCUCCAGCCAACCGUCUUCGACUCCUGCAGAGCGCCCCGCCCCCAAGCCAAGAUGGUCCCAGCGAAGAUUCGGUCUACCUGUCGCCUGGCCCUCCGUUGGUSCAGGCUGCUGUCGGUGGCGGCACAGACGACGCCGACGGAGUGUACCGAGCGCCACCUGUCGCGGGGGAGGGCCGAGGAGGGGGAGCCGCCUUUCGGGCCGGAGAGCUGCGCAGAGCGGAGGGCGGACGUCCGCGCUCGCACUCUAGUUCUGGCGUUCGGGCCAGACCAGACUGGGACAUUGGGGUGGCGGGACGUCCACGUUCGCCCUCUUUAAGGGGACGAGGCACGGAAAUAUUAGGAGCAGUUUAUCAGAAACCAGGUGCAGCUCUGCCUGCCAGGCAGCCGGGAGUCCUCGUGGGUUCAGACUCUGUGUACCUUUCUCCCACUGGACUACAAAGGGCCACUGAUGAACCAGAAGACACUACGUAUCUUGUCCCAAGAGAAACGCUAACAUCAGGACAAUCUGACGACUGUUACUUGGUGCCUAAAGGUACGCCGCUUGCAAGUGAUGAUGUUUACCAAUCGCCAACAGGUGGAGGUGUGGCCAGUCCUAUUUCUUCCAACGCUGCUUCUGUGAUCAAUGGGACCUCUCAGUCCAAAGUCAGCCAGGACGUACCAGGAAUGUACCAAACCCCGGCCGCUGUGCGGGCAAACCCACACAAGACCCCAGCCACGGUUCUGGCCCACCAACACCCGUCUUCACUAACCCCCGGCCAUGCAUCCCCUCGACCCCUGCUUAAGGGGGUUCCACCGAACCCCGCUGCUGCGAGAGGCAAACCAGGCAUGGCCAGUCACCGGGGUUCCCCUUUGCUGAUCAGAGCAGGCCAGGUUAGGGCCCCAGGGUCGCCCAACUUCGCCCGCAAGCCUCCCCCGCCGGCGCCCCCGGUGAGAGGAGUUACCAGGAAGGAUUCUCAGCAAGCAGCUGACUCUAACUCUGCCAGUCAAGCCAGUUCAACCAGCCGGCAGCAGCAGGAGAGCAAACAGUUCCGAGCUCCGCAGAGCAGCGAAGGUAAGAUGAGCAACGGACUGGAAAAGAGUAGCAACAAAGUGGGAGAGAAUCAGGAUCAGUCAGCAGCUGCAGAUGACCAGGUGUAUGAUACCCCUCCCAGUGGUAGGUGGCAACAACCAGUCCARUCUACCCUGCAGGGCGAUGAUGGCAUCUAUGACACCCCUCGUAGUGUCCAAUCACAAGCUGACUCUGAAACGGAGGUCUACAAUGUCCCCACGAUCUCUCUGAACACAUGCACAUCAGACGUCCAGCCUGAUGAAGCUGAGGAAGAGGUCUACAGUGUCCCCACACUACCAGGCCUGCCUCUGGGCCCAGCAGAGUCCGGCCUCUGCCUGGAKGACAUCGCUCAGAUUGGACAGGUCUGUUGCGCCCCGGGAUCUGAAAAACGGGCCAGYGGCAGCGAUCCCAAACGGGACUCCUCCGAGCCCGACUGCGGCAUCUACGACAUGCCUGCCCUGACCGUGGAAAUCCUUCCCCAUUCCUCAUCGUCGUCCUCCUCCUCCACCUCCACCCGCCGCCACUCUGUUUCCAGCAACGGCUCGGGCGAUGUGCAGUGGAAAGCUUCCCUCUCCAACCUGGUCCACUCUGUGUUGAGCGCCGCCUCCUGCUCGGCUCCUGCUCUGUUGUCGCGGGACCUGGCCACCUCCCUGGCUGAGAUCCUAUCCACCUGGAAAGCCAGUCACACGGGCGAUCCUCCGCCGCCUCUCCAGCAGGCCUGGGCCCGUCUUUCCGACCUGCUCCCGGCGCUGUCCGCCGUCGGUAACGCCCCCCCGUCAGARGGCCUUUUAACACUCGUACAGCGCACGCUGGAGGAGAGCAGCCUCCUCCUGCAGGCUCAAGGACGACCUCGUCUUCCUUCCCAGGAAUCCUUGUCGCGCAGACCUCUACCAGCGCUCCCAGUGCCCGACGGGAAAUCAUCUUGCAGUGGGAUGGGUUCCCGUAAAGGCAGCUGGAUCCAAGAGAGGCCUCUUCCGCCAACCCCCCAGCCUGCUUUUCCUCUGCCCCCUACCCCAAACAGCGUGACGCUCACUGUGGGGCCCAUUAACGGGGACGACGACCCCAAUGAGUACAGCAAUGAGUAUGCAGGGAUUGGCUUGACCCCCAUCCCAGCCCCGGCUCCUACAGGAGACAGUGUUGGAUAUGUGAAGCUGCAGGGUAAACCUGAUCUUCUUCCUGACCUCCUGACUGAGAACGGACAAACUAUCACUGCAGAACCACGGUUGACUCCGUCUCCUCCACUGCCGGUGUCCCUGUCCCUGGAGGAUUCGGAGCUGCUGUCCUUUUACUCCUCUCAGAGCCUGGCUCACCUGUCCUGCCUGGCGGACGCCAUAGACGUGCUCUUCGGCAGCUUGAAGGGUAACCAGCCGCCUCGCAUCUUUGUGGCCAGAGGGAAGAAUCUCAUUGUGACGGCGCACAAGCUGGUGUUUAUUGGGGACACGCUUUCCCGUCUUCUGACGUCUGCUGACCUUCGAGCUAAGAUCACCACAUCUGGAGGCCGACUCUGCCAGGCUUUGAAGGCGGUGGUUGUGGCAACAAAGGGCGCCGCUCAGAACUACCCGUCAGUAUCGGCCUCCCAGGAGAUGGUGGACCGCGUCGCAGAGCUCUCGCAGCAUGCAGCCGGCUUCUCCACUCUGCUUCAGCGUUUGGCAGAAAUAUCGUCGUGAUAUUUCACWUCGUCUCGUCUUCACUACACCGAUGUUUUCUUCUUGAAAUGCCUUAUUUGUUGGGACACUUCUUAUCUGGCAACGUUCGACUAGGAUGGCAUCCUGCAGCAGAGUGUUUUUCAGCACAUUGCAGCUGUUUCUAAGCUGGGCUUCUAGUUCUGUCUUCAAAGAGCACGUGUGGUUUACUUUUCUUUGCCUUUGUUUAUGUACCGGCAUUUUUGCUUUGAUGACAYGUUUUUUAUUUUAUUUUUACUGUUAACUUAUAGAAAAUUUGAAMCCCCCCCCAUGGUUGAAGUGUCCGUGUGGACGUGUUAUUUUAGGAGCUCUGCUUUAAUAAGCUCGCCAUAUUUCCUUUCCCUGCACAUGAUAGCCAUUUUUUUUUAUCCUUCCUUCCUUUAUUUAUUCAGCGAGCCCCCCACUCCAAAAAUAAGUGUAAGAGGAGGCCUUGCAUCCUGGUUCUGACCCGCUUUUCUCAAUGUUACCUGAUAGGCCUUUUUGUUAUCAUAAAUCGGAAGCGGAUUUAGCUGCAUGCUGGGGAUUUUUUGUGCUUGGACUAAGCAAAUUUACAUUUCAAGGAGAGUCCUUAAGAAAAACUUAUUUUAUUCUUCUUGAGCUCGGUUCUACUUGGAACUAUUUGUUGCAACCCUCAGUUUGACUUCAGUUUACCCCUACUGUCGUACGCAUGUUGUAAUAGUUAAAUUUAAAAGAAAAGGAAAGUCCUCAGUGACGAGGAGAAAAAAAUAUGCAGGAGCUAAUCAAGUGUUAGUGAAUGACUAAUGAUAGUUGGGUGAGAAAUUUCUUAAACCUGCUCUUUCCCACAGUCACGUGUAAAGGAGAUAUAAAAAAAACCUGUUGACCAAGCUCACAUGCUGCAACAUGUCAUGUUUUGAAGAGUAGCGCUAAAUAUCUCCCUACUUUGAUUUUGAGCUACAUUUUCCUCAAAGAUACCCGCCACUGUGAUUUGUUUAUUUAGGACUAGAGGGGGCGAUUAAAUCUAAAACUGGUUGUUGCGUCACAAUUUACGAUAAUGUAAAGUUUACACUAAAAACUUACAGAUUAUUGCUGUAACACUGAUCUUCACCAUGCUGCCCAACCUUUGUGAAAACUACAAUAUAAAGCACAAUCCACUUUCUGAAUGCCUCGUCCAUCCGUGCAUCCAUCAUAUCAAAUGUUUUUCGUGUCUCACUACAGUUCUGUUUACGCUGAAUUAUGUGUUGCGCAGACUGAAAUAUAUUUUACCACAUUUACACUACAAAYCUAAAUUGUGUGAACAAAAACUUUUUUUUUUUACAUAGGACUUUUUUUUGGCUGUUACGUUUUCCUUUCUUCAGAGCCAUCUUGUGGAAGUUUGAAGUAUUUAAGAAGCCUGAUCAAACACUAGGAAAGAGUACACGAUGGACGGUUCUUACACACAUUUAUUCUUGUCAACCCCCUGUGUGUUUUUUGCUUUCCCCUUGUUUUGCAUGGCUUGGUUUUAAUAUUUUAUGCACACCUUUCACAAAGGAGAUUUAAGUGGACGACUUGCCAUUUUUUAUAAAUAUAUUUUACAUUACAAGUCAAAAAUAUGAGGAAUUUUUUGUAUGUUUUCUUUUUUUUUUACAUUAUGUGAAGUCUGUAGAGUCUUAUAUGUAUUUGAUAAUACAUUGAAAUGAAUCUUGGACUUAUUUCCUACUUUUCAAACACUACAUUUAAUGUCUGUCAUCAGUUCCUGUUCAGUACACAGAUUUUUUUUUUUACAACAAAGCAAAUGUGUUUGCUUGUGUGCAAAUUUAUACCUAAAAUGUGUUUAUAUAACAUUUUUUCAUUCGGGUUCUGUAAAUAACAAUGUUAUUUAUUGACCCUGCUGGACAUUUCUUUUACCAAAUGAUGUAGGUGGCCUAGUUUUUCAUUAGGAUAAAAAAAGUUGAAAGAAACACUUUCCUUUUCCUGAAUAAAGCUUGACAAAUAACUGUGA
Messenger RNA from Austrofundulus limnaeus, 5040 nucleotides. RefSeq names its product embryonal Fyn-associated substrate (gene efs). Lineage: Eukaryota; Metazoa; Chordata; Actinopteri; Cyprinodontiformes; Rivulidae. The record is from RefSeq and is a predicted model, not a curated record. Gene Ontology annotation, molecular function: protein binding. Gene Ontology annotation, biological process: cell migration; cell surface receptor protein tyrosine kinase signaling pathway. Gene Ontology annotation, cellular component: cytoplasm; plasma membrane.